AUGUCAAAGUUACCCGCUCUUGUUUCCUUGCGGAUGAAUGAGAUAAGGGGCAUCUACAUAGAGACAAACAAUAGGGUCGUUGAGGAAAUGGAUGCAGUGAUAGAUGAGUUUGCCAAGGAUGUUGGAAGUUCUCCGGACAUUUCGACGAAUGUCAGGACAUAUCUCGAGGAGAGAAUCAGAUAUAUUCGCGAGUUUGUUGUCGAUCACAUAGGAUUCUCGAUAAGUGAGUUUAGGACAUUGUACAACCCCAAUGGAAACGAAAGUAUAAAGUCAAGGAGAUUUCCAAAAUUCAUAACAGAGGCCUUGGAAAGGAGCUUUGAGAUCGACCAAUAUCCCUCGGAGGCCGAAAAGGCAAGGCUUGCAAAAAUCUGUAAACUUUCAACCAAACAAAUAAAUAACUGGUUUACGAACAAAAGAAAUAGAACCAAAGGGCAUGAAGGGGGCAGACAGUAUUAA
Molecule: messenger RNA, 456 nt
Organism: Encephalitozoon cuniculi GB-M1
Lineage: Eukaryota; Fungi; Microsporidia; Unikaryonidae
Exons: 1
Coding region: 1-456 (151 amino acids)
Biological process (GO): regulation of DNA-templated transcription
Molecular function (GO): DNA binding; DNA-binding transcription factor activity, RNA polymerase II-specific
Source: RefSeq, marked provisional